AAGUCCCACGAUCAUGGCACGUCAUCAGCUCUUCAGCUCCCUGCUUCUUCUGCUGGCCAUCUGGGCCGUAACCUGUACGGCACAGACUCCGCUCCGGCGACGCCUGCGCCUGCGUCCGGUGACCUUUGCCCGCCAGGAGGUGGCACCCACGCCCUAUCCAUCCGCCGCCGAGCUUAAGCCUGCCGCCGAACAGCCUGCCCUGACCUACGGACCUCCAGAGGACGUGGACACGGACGCCUUGCCGUCGGAGCAGGAGCCACCGGUGGACAACUUCGAGCCCAGCCCGGAGACCGAGGAGGUGGACACCGAGGAGAGCUCCCUGGAGGCGACCACGCCCUCCUCCGCCCCCGCCCGUCUGCGCAGCCGCCAGAGGUUGGCCAAGUUGCAGCUGGCCAAGCCCAAGCGUCUGCGCCAACGCAUCGCUCGUCUGGAGGAGCUGCCCGUGGAUGAGGCAGUGGCUCCAGUCGCUGCAGUGGCUCCUGUUGCACCAGCGCUGGCCACGCCCCAGUUCUACUACGUGGGCGCGGGCCAGCAGCCCUAUUACCUGUCCUACAACGCCGCUCCCCAGCAAUUGGGCUGGUAAACAAUAGCUGAAUUUCCUAUUUGUACAUCGCUUGGAUUUGAUUUGUUUUAGUCGUUGAAAAUAUAUUUUUGA
Molecule: messenger RNA, 655 nt
Organism: Drosophila ficusphila
Lineage: Eukaryota; Metazoa; Arthropoda; Insecta; Diptera; Drosophilidae
Exons: 1
Coding region: 14-583 (189 amino acids)
Source: RefSeq, a predicted model, not a curated record